GAAGUGGUUGUUUUAAAAAAAGUCUUGUUGCUUAUCUAAGAGCAAUCUAAAUAUCAAGCUAGUUUUACUUGCUACAAAUAAAAGAUAUGCUCUGCAGCCUGUUGUCUUCUUGAACAGUAAAGAAUGCCAGGCACUGCACCUGUGUCAAGUGUCCAAAUGGAUAACACAGAAACCCAAGGUCUUGCUGCUGAUGAUGGAGAUGGAGAGGCCAACAUGAGCAUUGCUUCCCAUAUCUUUGGGACAGUGGGUGGGGUGUCUGGCUUUGGUGAUUUUGACAGCCCUGCUACUGUCCCUUCUGAUGGCCUGCUUGCUGACAUUGAAGGCAUGCGGUCUCAUUCUAGGCUCUCACGGCAAGAAAUAAGUGAGCUCCGUCAUAGACUGUUGAGCAAUGCAGUUCCCAGCCCAUCCAACCUUCCAUUAGACUUCAGUCAGCUCAACAUGAACGACUUGCAUGGAGGCAAUGAGAAGAGGGAGCAGAGUGAGCAGCGGCGUGAUAGUCUGGAGCUGCCGGGACCAGCAAUCCCUCACUGGAUGCACAACCGGCCCUAUGGCUCACUUGACUUCAUUGCAUCCGACAGGAACCCUGAAGAUGUUGGACCUCUAGGAGAUGUGGCUGUUAGUAGUCAGGAGCAGCAGCUGCUGGAGGACGUGCUCAGUGUGAUGACCGGCAUUGAAGGCACCUACAUCACCCUCAGCAAGCAACCUCCUAACCCUGACCUUGGCCUUUAUCGUACCUUUGUCGUAGACUCUAGUGUUGAGAAAUCAGUGCAGGCGUUGGUGCAGAAAGUAUUACCGGUGUGCUCUCAGUACGCUCAGCUUGUGCGCUUCAUAGAGGACCAUUCGGAGCACCACAAAGGGCUGGUGAACCACGCACUUGCUGCCGCCCUCACCACGCUGCUCAAGGACUAUCUUUUGCUGGUGCUGCAGCUGGAGUCGCAGCUGCGCAGCGGGGUGCUCACCCUGCACAGGUUGUGGUUCUAUGUCGAGAAGACGGCGCCUGUCAUGGAUUUACUUGCGUCUAUCACAGCCGAAAUCACCAAGACAGGAGCGCGCGGCGGAGCGGUUCUGUCGCUGCUGCAGGCUCGCGUGGAGAGCCUGACGGGGUGUGGUAAACUGCAGGAGUUGGCCGUGUACCUCGCAACCGCUGCAGCACAGCCUUACCUGGACUGCCUUGCUGCAUGGAUAUCACGAGGACACAUUAAAGAUCCUUAUGCCGAAUUCAUGGUACAAAGCAACGAGCAGUGCACUGACAAUGAAGAUAACGUUGAUGAGGCUGCAGAUCAAGAUGACAGCGACGACAACAAAGAGGGCAAUGUAGACACGUACUGGCAGUGGAGGUACACACUGGAGCCCAGCAACACCCCCAGCUUCCUAACCUCUUACGCCGACCUCAUCCUGCGCACCGGCAAAUAUCUCAACGUCAUCAAACAGUCUGCGUCUGGUGGCCGUGCAGGGGCAAGCAGCGCGCCCCUACAGCUGCGUUACAGCCCCGACCCUGAGCACUACAGCGCCAGCAUCGAGACAGCCUACGCUGCUGCCUCCAAGACCCUCCUGCAUCACCUCAUUGACGACCAGCAUCUUCUCAGCCGCAUCAGGUCUCUGAAGCAAUACUUCUUGCUGGCACAAGGCGACUUCAUCUCUCAGCUGCUGAGCAUGUGUGAGUCGGAGCUGAGCAAGCCUUUGGACGACGUGCUGCCUCACAGGCUUGAAUUCCUGCUCGAGCUCGCGCUGCGCACCAGCAACGGCGCUGGCUACCAGGACUCCAUCCACACCGUCCUCUUGCCAUACACAUUACUUGACCAGAUGAUGCGUAUACUAAGCAUAGAGACGACAGAGGAGCAGGAGCAUCGGCAGGCGCUGAGUCGACUUGACUUGACUGGCAUCGAAGGCUUCAGUUUGUCAUGCAGUGUGCCGUGGCCGGCCUCCCUGGUGCUCGAUACACGCACGCUCUUCUGCUAUAGGAUGCUCUUCAGGCAUCUCUUCUACUGUAAACAUGUCGAGAGACAGCUCUGCAAGGUGUGGCUGAGCAAUCAGGCGUGUAAAGGCCUGCCAAUGAGCACCCGUCGUAGCUACACAGCAGCGUUCUUGCUGCGCCAUCGCAUGCUGGCGUUCAUGCAGAACAUCGAAUACUACAUGAUGUUUGAGGUCAUCGAGCGACACUGGCAUCAGUUCCUGGCGGACAUGAACAAGGUUGAGAGCGUGGACGAGCUGCUGCAGCAUCAGUCCCACUUCCUGGACAAGUGCAUGAAGGAUGGACUGCUGACCACCCCUGACCUCCUCAGGACCCUCACUAAGAUCAUCGGCAUCUGUGCUUCCUUUGCCAGCUUCAUCCUUCGCAGCCAGAAGAUACAGGAAGGCGCUGAACUUUCCCCGACUGGAGAAGACGAUCUCGAGGCACAGAAAGCUAACCCAGCGUACGAAGAAACGGUCCCGAGCGCCAGCGAGAGUUUCGAGCAAACCAUCGCCCGCUACGACAUCCAGUUUAAUGGCAUGCUGGUCACCCUCAUGGACAAGGUGGCCGACCUCGGCAGGCAGGACUAUACUGACGCUAUCAUCAACAUCCUCUACCGGUUGGACUUCAACAAAUACUACAGCAGCCGCGACGACGCACUCACCAAUCUGGGCGAGUGUUCGAUGCAGGCCGCCCCCGUGGACGACCACGAGCAGGACGGUAACGGCGCAGCCGGGAGUUCGGUGCAAGGCUGACCCGAUCUCAAGUCUGAGCGUCUUCAGAGUG
Molecule: messenger RNA, 2737 nt
Organism: Hyalella azteca
Lineage: Eukaryota; Metazoa; Arthropoda; Malacostraca; Amphipoda; Hyalellidae
Product: gamma-tubulin complex component 2
Exons: 17
Coding region: 124-2706 (860 amino acids)
Biological process (GO): microtubule nucleation; mitotic cell cycle; cytoplasmic microtubule organization
Cellular component (GO): gamma-tubulin small complex; centrosome; equatorial microtubule organizing center
Molecular function (GO): gamma-tubulin binding; microtubule minus-end binding
Source: RefSeq, a predicted model, not a curated record